UUCCUGUACAUCAGGAUCAUAGAACUGGAGGAAGCUCUUGAAGAUGAGGAGUAGGGUGGAAGCAAUGAUCUCAGUCCGUGAUAAUGUCAUCUUGUUUGAUAAUGCUGCUAUGCCUCGAUACUCAAUCAGGAAGGUUUGGAAGUCACUUCGUCCUUAUCAGCAACGGGUAUCAUGGUGGAAAAUCUUGUGGAAGGGAGUGGCUAUUCCUAGAAACAGGGUUAUCACAUGGCUGGUAGUCAGGGGAAGCAUUAACACAAAAAGGAAGAUGUUGAAAUGGGGAUUUUCGGGUGAUCUAUCAUGUUGUCUUUGCCAAUCAGGGAUAGAGGAUAGGGAUCACCUGUAUGUUCAUUGCUCGUUCUCGAGGCAGUUGUUUGCUGCGCUAAUUUGCAGGUUUCUACAGAUGCCUAGGGUGCAAGAUUGGGAAGGGUUGCUGAGUUUCUUGAUUAGGAAACUUGGUGGACUGAUGGAAGCUGCUGAAUCAGGGUGGUUAUCUGGCAGGCGUGGGUGAGCCACAUAUGGAGAGAGCGAUGCAGGAGGCUGUAUGCAGGAGAAGUUAGGGAUUAUCAGGUUUUGUUGAAAGCUAUUCGGGGAGAGAUAGAGUGUGUGUUGGGUUUGCAGAGCGUCUCUUGUUUUGGUUAAUUAAUCUGCCUUAGAGAUUCAAUUUUGAUAGGUUUUGUUCUUGCUUUGUUCGUACUUAUAGGUUGAUUAAGCCUACUUAGCAGGGCAGUUGCUAACAACCCUUUUUUAUGAAUAAAGAUCCCAUCGAUUC
Messenger RNA from Linum trigynum, 769 nucleotides. NCBI's taxonomy places the organism in Eukaryota, Viridiplantae, Streptophyta, Magnoliopsida, Malpighiales, Linaceae. The record is from the annotation of a GenBank genome assembly.